This is a messenger RNA of Eupeodes corollae, 606 nucleotides long. RefSeq names its product putative nuclease HARBI1. The transcript has 2 exons. Lineage: Eukaryota; Metazoa; Arthropoda; Insecta; Diptera; Syrphidae. The record is from RefSeq and is a predicted model, not a curated record. Bases 1 to 606 code for a protein of 201 amino acids.
AUGUUGAUUUGGCGACCAAUAUUUUCGGUAAACGGACGAUAUGGAGGAGCAUCCCAUGAUUCCCAUGCCUGGGCUCUUAGUGCGGAAAGAGCUUACCUCAAACGUUGCUUUGAAAAUGGAGUUAAGUCGUCCUGGAUCUUAGGAGACUCAGGAUAUCCGUUAGAGCCUUGGAUUAUGACACCAUACGGAACGGCAACUGAAGGAUCUAUGGAAUCAAAAUUCAACGAAAAAUUCUCAGUUUCAAGAUCAAUAAUUGAGCGCGUUUUCGGUGUCCUAAAGGCAAGAUUCCGAUGUCUUUUUGCGGCCAGAGAACUUCAUUAUCCACCCGAUAAGGUUACUCAAAUUAUGAACAUGUGUUGUGCUCUCCACAAUCUCUGUUUAAAGUUCAGAGUUGAACAGCCUAAUUCAACAAAAGCAUUAUUAGAAGAAUACGAGAACCAUUUUUCUUUGGAAGAACAGCCUUUAGAAACAAAUGAACAUUCUAAUUUGGCUAAAAGAAUAAGAAAUAAAAUAAGAGAUGACUUAACGAAUUCAGCUAUCGAGUUACAGAGUUGCGAUUUUGCGAAUUCGAGCAUUUUCAUUGUAGAAUCGAGUUACAUAGUAUAG